This is a messenger RNA of Rana temporaria (common frog), 2861 nucleotides long. RefSeq names its product glucosaminyl (N-acetyl) transferase 4 (gene GCNT4). Lineage: Eukaryota; Metazoa; Chordata; Amphibia; Anura; Ranidae. Gene Ontology annotation, cellular component: membrane. Bases 309 to 1628 code for a protein of 439 amino acids. The transcript has 3 exons. The record is from RefSeq and is a predicted model, not a curated record. Gene Ontology annotation, molecular function: acetylglucosaminyltransferase activity.
CGGCCGGUAAUGACAUAAAGUUGGUGUGUGAUUCCUGUACGAUGUGAUCGGGGGAGGAGAGAAGAUCCGUUGUGUAUAUGAUGGGGGAUCCGCUUCUACUAGUUCCUCCUCCUCUCCCCAGUCAUCCUGCCCCUUGUCUUCAUCGUACAGCUCACACUCCUCCUGAGCUGUCACACCGCACAGCCGGCUGGGAGGGAGGACUCUGCCCCGGGCACAGCGAUCCCAGCACGGAGCCCCGCACCGCCCGGGAGCUGCCAUGCUUUCACCAGGACUUCUUUCCUGCCAGCGACCUUUAUUAAAGAACUGAAAUGAAGAAGUGUAAGUGCUGUACAUCGGUUCUUUUACGACAGAGGGUCAUCUUCCUCAUAUGCUCUGUGUCUAUACUAGGUAUCUUGAAACUUAUGAACAUUGAACUUAUAUUUCCCAAAUCCAAAAGUUAUUUUGUGGAACCACAGCUAUAUUUUUUUGGUAUUACUAAAAAUGGCCAACCACAUGAUCCCUCCAGCAGCAUUAACUGUACAGAUAUAUUUGAGUUAGAACCAACAGAGAUUGGGAAAAGUUUACAACUUCGGCAGAGACACAUAUACGACCUUGACGAUGAAAAAGUUUCAGCAAUGACAAAGGACUGUAAAACCUAUAAAAAUCUAAGGCAGUACCAUCAAAAGCUUUUCUCAAAGGAAGAAGUGGACUUUCCAAUAGCCUAUUCAAUAGUUGUACAUAAGGAUUCUAUAAAUGUUGAACGUCUCUUGCAUACAAUAUACAGUCCAACUAAUGUGUACUGUAUCCAUUAUGACCUCAAAUCAACUCCUGAAUUCCAGAGAGCCAUGGUCAAUUUAGCCAGCUGCUUUCCCAAUGUUUUUAUUGCAUCUAAACUUGAAAAGGUGAUCUAUGCCCAUUUUUCCAGGCUGCAAGCAGAUCUUAAUUGUCUGUCUGAUUUGCUGGCCCACCCUGUUCAGUGGAAGUAUGUCAUAAAUUUGUGUGGACAGGACAUGCCGCUCAAGUCAAACUAUGAACUUGUUUCUGAAUUAAAAAAACUUAAUGGAAAGAACAUGCUUGAGACAGCAAGGCCAACAGAUUUAAAGAAACAACGCUAUAUCUAUCACCACCAGGUAUUUUUCGUGUUAAGUCUCGAUUACAUGAAAAUGCCCAUUAAAACAUUUACUCAGAAGAGUCCACCACCCACUGAUAUUGAAAUGUACUCUGGAAGUGCUUACUUUGUUUUAAGUCGUGCUUUCAUUGAGUACAUUUUUGGAAGUCGAUUGGUUGCUGAAUUUUUAGAGUGGAACAAGGAUACCUUUUCCCCAGAUGAACAUUAUUGGGCAACCCUUGUCCGUAUGCCUGGGGUUCCAGGUGAGAUUCCAAGAACACAAGGAGAUGUAACAGACCUUGAUAGUAAAACUCGUCUGGUAAAAUGGAGCUAUCUCGAGGAAAGCCAUUAUCCGCCAUGCACUGGCACUUAUGUUCGCAGUGUUUGCAUUUAUGGGGCUGCAGAGUUAAGAUGGCUUCUUACUUCAAAACAUUGGUUUGGAAAUAAAUUUGAUCCUAAAGUAGACCCUAUUUUAGUUAAGUGUUUAAUUGAAAGGAUUGAAGAACAACAGAAAAAAUUUGUUUCUUCAUCAUCAAGAUGAUGGGAAUAUUCCUUGUAUUCUACAGUCCAUAUAUUUUUGCUUCUGGAGAACUCAGUAGUCAAUACUUGGGAGAAAAAUUGGCAUUUGACCAAAGCCUAUAAUUUAUUUUUAGAGUUGUUUUAAAAUUACUGAAGUAAAGCUUAUUGCAGAAUGAAUUUUUGUGAAAAGAGGUCACCUAAAAAUGCCAACAAUGGCAUUGUCUGUAGUAGACUUGAGAAAUCUAAGAGACUCUAGAAGAAACCACAGGUCAUAACAAUGCAAUUUUGGAACAUGCAGACAGUUUACAAGCCAAGGCCCUUCGUCACAGGGUGUAGUGUGAUGCUGUGUCCUGUGGUGUUUGUCCUUUCAUGUGUGAGUCUUGGAACAUUGUUGUGCUUGGUAAGGCUUCCGAUAAGCCCUGUUUCAGAAUCAUCUGGAAGCAAACCAUGAUGUAAGGGGCCCACAAAACCCCUGUCUAGCCAUGCAUGGGGCACAUGCUGCUCCAGGUGUAGAUUCACCAUUGAUAUUGUAGUUUCUGACAAACUGAGGUACCAACUGUAUUUUUCUGAUUCUCAACAAUCAUCAGGGACUGAAAUAAUGAAAACAGUGCUCUAUUCCUUUGUCAGCAUUUCAUUUUUAAUGUACUGUCAAGGAAACAUAGUUCAGUGCAUACCCCCCAACAGUUUAAAAUCUUAACUCCUUCUCACCAACAGUACGAAUAUAUGUGGCCUCACUGGUCUGUUUUUUUUUCCCGUGGAGCCACAUAUAUACAUAUCUGUCUUUGUGCUGGGAGUGCACUUUCAGCACAGAGACGGGGGACUCACUGGGGACCCAAGGUCCCGGACUAACUACCGAGACCCAGAACUCCCAGUUCCCGGUUAACUGAUCACUGUGGUAGCCCUUGUGUUUUCUUUCUCUGAAUGGAGGAGAGAGUUACAUCGUAUUUCUCUCUCUAUCCUUGCAGAGAAACAAAAAAAAAAACUGUGUGUAAAAUAAUAAUAAAAAAAAUAUAAAAUAAAGAAAAAUACCUAGAUCAAGGUUUGAUCUAGGUCAGUGCCAGGGUUAGCGUUUGGGUAAAGUAGAGGUCAAAGGUAAUUUUCAGUAUAUUUUGGGCAGGAUUUUUUUUUAUUUAAAAAAAAAAAAUUGGAUUUGUAUCAGUGUGUUUUGGGUUUUACUGACACAUGCCAAAGUAACAAAAUUGUGCUUAGGCAUUAAUAUUUAUUUUACCCUUAGACGGGAAGUGGUUAAAGCGGG